UCUGGACUUAUGCUUAAAACGGGGUCUCAGAUUCCUCCAACCGAGAUAGGAAUGCACUCAAUGCUGCAAUGCAUUAGUUGAGGCCAAGGAACAAAUGCUCUGUAUUAUCCCCAGCUGUUGUGAUGAGUGGCCAUCACAUCAUCGCAAGUCCUCACCUAUAUAUGUCUGCUUCACAGCUUUGGAGCACAUCGCUCAGGAUAUCCUUACCACACAACUUCAACUUUUUGAAUCUAUUAAACUCCCAAGCUCGACACUGGCAGAAUAACAUUAUCUACCUCCAAUUGACCCAGCGCUUCAUAAUGGCCUUCAGCACAUCCUCAAAAAACAGCACAUAUGCUGUCGACACCGUCAAAAAGUUCUCAGCAUGCUGAUGGCAAAACCUGCAUGCAUUCAUCCCCAUUCUCUAUAUGUCUAUCUCCUUAAGGAGUAGUCUAAUAAUCCAUACAGUUCUUAUCACCGGUCCGAGCGAGUAAGCCUUGGUGCAGAAAUAGCUCUUUCCAUAGCUUCAUCAUCUAAACCUUCAAUGAGUAUCAUCGCCGCUCGCGGCAAGGCGAGAAUCAUGUCCGUUAUAUUCCUCAUCCGUAAAAUGAAUCCCGAAAUCGAUGUCGUCUGGAUCCCGUUAAAUUUGCUCGAUAAUGGGUCUGUCCGCGCUGCGGCAGAUGCUAUCAAGCAGCUGAAGACAGAUAAAAUACAUUUCGUUAUCAAUAAUGCGGGAGCAAUAGCAGUGCGAGGUUACACAACCUCGAAGCAGGGUAUCGAGAGCCAAUUCGCCACGAACUAUCUAGGCCACUUCUUACUAACCAAUCUGUUGAUGGAUCGCAUUCUUGCAACAAGAGAAGAGGGGGCAAUAAUCAUUAAUGUGGGAAGCUUGGGGUAUGAAUUAGGUGAGGCGAACCUUGAUGAUAUUAACUUUGAGGUAUGUAUGUGGACAUGUAUCUUCCAUCUCGAUAACCCUCAGCUAAAAGAUCUCUGUCAUAGGAAGGGAAACCGUACAAUCCUUGGAAGGGAUUUAGACAAUCCAAGACCGCGAUGCUACUCUGGAACACUGCUCUGGGCCAAAGAAUGGCCAAUAAAGGUGUUCCAACACUUGUCGUACACCCAGGAAGUGAGCCAUUUGCGACGAUGUGGUGGAAGAGCUGACCAUUUUCGAGCCACGCUAGAAACGAAGCUUCUCGAAAACUCUAGAGUUGACCAAGAGCUCCUUGCAUAGGCGUAACAUCUUGCCAUCGAGAGAAAUGAUGGUACGUAGCCUAACCGGUAUUCAUCUCAGCAUCUGACAUUAUAAUAUAGGCAAACCUCUCCGCCCUCAGAAUAUGGUGACGAGGCAAGAAGCAGCUGGCGCUGUUAUUCUUGUCGCACUCAAUCCCCGCUUCAGAGGUAAGCUUCAGUAUUAAUCAACGACGCUUUUGCUGAUUGAAGAAUUUAGGGUCAUUCCCAGCAUUUAUAGUUGACCAAAAAAUAUACACAGAAACUAAGAGCUACGCGAUUAGCGAAGAAGGUGCUGAAAAAUUAUGGAAACUGAGCAAAGAACUUGUUGGAGAACGAUUCGAGUUCUAGAAAAUAGCACAAGGGAUCCGGAAGUGCUUGGAUGAAUAAUAUGCACUAGCAUAGCGGGAAAUGCGCAUAUCAAGUAUCGAAAUUUUCUAGGCAUCAAUUGAAUUGAA
Sclerotinia trifoliorum is the source of this 1664-nucleotide messenger RNA. Lineage: Eukaryota; Fungi; Ascomycota; Leotiomycetes; Helotiales; Sclerotiniaceae. The record is from the annotation of a GenBank genome assembly.